CCUCGCUCACCUUUGUAUUGUUGUCUUGGUACAACUCAACCACAAUCAUACUCACGUUCUCCUUCCUUCAACAAUCUGUCCUGUCAAAAUGGCGACCCCCGGCCUGCUUUACGUGACGAUGCAGCCGCGUCCGUCCCUCCCGGACGCCCAAUUCCACGACUGGUACAACACCGAACAUGGCCCUCUGCGCCUCCGUCUGCCGUUCUGCACCAAUGGCUUUCGGUAUCGCGCCACGGAUGGGAAGGAGCCCGAGUGGGUGGCCCUGUAUGAUAUCACCGACAUGGCCGAGUUGACCCGCGAGACCUACCUAGCCCUUCGGGGCGACGGAAUCAAGACCCCGCGCGAAAAGGCCACCAUGGCUCAAAUUGCUGUCGAUCGCCGCCUGUAUGACUUUCUCGGCGAACAAAAGGCCUCCGACUACACCCCCCUCGAGAACAUCCCCGACUCUGAGGCCGCCGGCUCCGUCCUGAUUGCUGUCUCCAUCACCCUCUCCGCCGACGCCGCCCAGGAGGAGGACUUCAACCGGUGGUACACCGAAGAACAUCUCCCCAUGCUGUCCCGCGUACCGGGUUGGCGUUCCUCCCGCCGCUUCGUCACGGCCGCCAUCGACCCCCAGGCCCCUCGCGAGUACCUGGCGUUGUACGAAUACCGCGCCCAGAACGGAUUGGGAGGUCCCGAGCACAAAGCCGCCAUGGACACCCCGUGGCGCAACCGCAUCGUGAAGGACGUGGUGGCGCAGCAUCAGCGCCGCGUCUACCAGUGGGCUUACACCUUUGGCCCCGCGCCUCGCGAGCUCUCCUCCCUCGCAUCCAACGACGUCGCCGGGCCCUGGGCAUCGAUUGACGGUCGUACCCGGACGUUCCCCUCCCCCACCCGCCCGGCUGUCGAGUCCUUUGUCACCACUCCCGACGGCGUGGACCUCCCUUACCGACUGGAAGGAAGCACCGACCCCCACAGUCCCGUUAUUGUGCUUAGCAACUCCAUUCUGGUGGACUACACCAUCUGGGAUGAUUUCGUGGACCAAUUCCUCUCCGACCCGAGGAACCAGAACUUCCGCAUUCUUCGCUACUCCAAGCGCGGCCGGCUGCAGAAAUGUGGCAACACACCCAUCACCAUUGACGUGCUCGCGUCCGAUAUCAUCGCGCUUUUGGAUGCCCUGAGGAUCCCCAAGGCGACAUUGAUCGGGGUCAGUUUGGGUGGAGUGACCGUGCUGAAUACCUCACUCCUAUAUCCCGACCGCGUCACGCGGUUCAUCUCCUGUGAUACCAACAGUUCCAGCCCGGAGUCGAACCGGAAGGCCUGGAACGACCGGGCCGAGAUGGCCGACAACGAAGGCGCUGUGUCGUCCACAACUCAAGAGACUAUCGUCGGUGAGCAGCUGGCCGAGGUGACUGUGCGUCGGUGGUUCGUGCCCGAGUCGUACGAGACGCAACCCCAUCUGCCGGCCAAGGCGAAGGAACUCGUGCGGACCAACAGCCGUGAGGGAUUCCGUAAGAGCAUGCAGGCGCUCUGUGCCUACGACGUGCGGGAGCGGAUGGCCCAAGCAACAGUACCGGGGCUCUUCAUCGCGGGAGAGAGCGAUGGCGUGCUGCCCAAGACGAUGCAGCAGAUGGCUGCGGAUCUUAAGGGUGAUGCCGAACUGAAGCUUAUUCCCAAAGCAGGCCACCUGCCUAUGCUUGAGAAUGCCACCGCAUUCACAGAGGUUGUGAACCAGUUCCUUCACCAAUAGGUGGACGAUUUCCAUUAAAACAAUGUCACUUUUAUCAUAGAAUUUCCCUAUCUACUACUAUCUACUUGCACAUACAAAUAAGCACAUAUAACCAGC
Messenger RNA from Aspergillus heteromorphus CBS 117.55, 1825 nucleotides. RefSeq names its product putative alpha/beta hydrolase. Lineage: Eukaryota; Fungi; Ascomycota; Eurotiomycetes; Eurotiales; Aspergillaceae. The transcript has a single exon. Bases 89 to 1729 code for a protein of 546 amino acids. The record is from RefSeq and is a predicted model, not a curated record.